Molecule: messenger RNA, 1644 nt
Organism: Lodderomyces oxycetoniae
Lineage: Eukaryota; Fungi; Ascomycota; Pichiomycetes; Serinales; Debaryomycetaceae
Gene: AVT1
Product: Avt1p
Exons: 1
Coding region: 1-1644 (547 amino acids)
Biological process (GO): amino acid transmembrane transport
Cellular component (GO): vacuolar membrane
Molecular function (GO): L-amino acid transmembrane transporter activity
Source: RefSeq, a predicted model, not a curated record
AUGGCAUCGCAUGAACAAGUUCCAGUUCAGAUACCUAAACAACGGCGACAUUCAUUUAUGGACUAUGGCGGAGCAAAUUCCCUAAGUAACUUUGCCUCAUCCUAUUCUCGCGCUCAGAACUAUAGUGGUACUUUACUUUUGGAACAACAUGACGAGGAGUGCAGAGAUGUAUUGACACAACAGCGACAAGCUUCAUUUUCACUGGGGCUCUUCCAAGAUGAAGAAGACGAAGAGGUAGCUAUUGUGGAUGAUGAGUUCCCUCUGACUCGAAAAUUACAUGGAAGCAACCAUAUAGGAAAUCUUUUACUACAAAACGAAGAAUGCUUGGAUCAGGAUAUAUCCGAGAGCGUACUAGACGAAAUGGCGCCAUUAAUUCCCACCAUUUCAAAACAGAGUAGCCAUGUUGUAUUUUCCAAGUUGGGCAGCUCAACCGCACCUCAAACAAUCUUUAAUUCAAUAAAUACUUUGGUUGGUAUAGGAAUGCUAUCUCUUCCGUUAGGAUUCCGUAUGAGCGGAUGGCUUUUGGGAGUAAUUUUUUUACUCGGGUCUGCUAUAUCAACAAACUUAACCGCCAAAUAUCUAGGUCGAAUAUUGCGUAACCAUCCUAAUUUAAUGACAUAUGGAGAUAUUGCCUAUGCUUACGGAGGCAGACUUUUUUCAAUCUUGGUGACUGGAUUUUUCGUGUUGGAUCUAUUAGGAGCUUCAUUAUCUUUGAUUAUUUUGUUUGCAGAUUGUUUUGUAAUUGUCUGGCCACACGUAAAAAGCUUAAAGUUGAUUAUCGUAUCAAUCGUGUUUUGUUCAAGUUUGUUGCCUUUGCAUGUACUAUCCAUUUUCAGCUUAUUAGGGAUCUUGGGAACAAUUGGUAUAAUUUCAGUGAUAAUCACUUGCGGAUUUCUAUUACGUCAAUCACCCGGCUCGCUUUUGGAUUUUGCUCCAACAGACGUGUAUCCCAAAAGUUUGCCAAACUUGUUGUUUAGUUUGGGCGUCUUCAUGGCCCCCUGGGGCGGUCAUCCUGUAUUUCCUGAAUUGUUCCGAGACAUGAGACACCCUAAGAAAUUCAGCAACACUAGCAAUGUGUCAUUUUCUGUCACAUUCUUGUUGGAUUUCACAAUAGGUGCCACGGGGUACCUCAUGUAUGGGAAAAUGGUAGAUGACUCAAUUGUUAAAAGUAUUAUGCAAAAUUCAAACUAUCCUGAAUGGGUGAAUAAACUGCUUUGUUUGCUAAUGGGAAUACUUCCCGUUUCAAAGUUACCAUUAGUUACCCGGCCAAUAAUCACCUCAUAUGAAAAAUUAUUGGGGUUGUCGCCUUGCAAAAACAAACAAUCAAGAACAGGAACAAGAACAGGAACAAGAACAAGAACAAGAACAACUUUGACAAUAUUGAGAAUAUUCUCCAGGUUUAUAUUUUGUGGAGUCCUACUUUUAUUUGCAUUGUUGUUCACUUCUUUCGGCAAGUUGGUCUCAUUCUUGGGAAGUGCUAUUUGCUACACCGUUUGUCUUGCCUUCCCCUUAAUGUUUUACUUAAAAUUGAAUAGAUCAAGUGUUUCAAAAUUUCAAAGCCAUCUAAUCAGAUUAGGCAUUUGCAUCUCGAUAUUACUCGCACUUUUGGGCAGCUAUGCAUCCAUUGCUGUGAGAAUCACUUAG